ACUUAGACAGAAACUGCCUCUAAAGCGGACGGCGAGCUCCGACUCCUCCAAGUGUAUCUGUUCCAGGCAAUCAAUGAGGACCGCGAUGCUUACUUCUGCAGCUCUCUGUCCCUCUUUCUCUCAUUCGCCUUACCAGCUAUUAUAGUGCAUUUCAACUUUUGUACAGGCAUACAAGCAAAGGGAAGUUUGGAUUCCAUUUUUGACCACAAUUUACCUCUUGUUUUCUGUAAUAAAAAUGAGAGGUCGGUUUGUUGUCACUUUUCUUUGGAAUUUAAUAUGUGCCAUUUCUUAUGCUGUUUUACGGGUAGGAUAAGGAAACAACAAAAAGGUGUGACAAGAGCUAGCCGGACAACUGUGGAUUUCUGCGAGUAACUCCUACCGUCCAAAGGGGAUGAGGGGGGCAUCGGCCGGACCCCCCUCUUGAUUGAUUACUUAUUAGUCAUCCCUUUGGCUAAAUGGGACCCAUUGAAAAGGCACCGUGGAACACAUACAUGAAUCAAAUAUUCCUGUGUCCCCUGAAUGUCUCCAGAGUAAUUUUGCUUAAGAGAGGGGGUCGUGGCUUAGCAUUAUAAAGAGGGAAAAACAGCAUAGCUUUAUGGGUUUAUUUAGACAGUUUCUACGGUUUGACAUUCUACCGCUGUAAAAAGAGAGAAGGAAAACUCGAGAGGAUUCCAAAGAGCAGAACAUUGAGGACAUACAUUUUUUUCUAGUUAAUUCCGUUGUUUCUUAUAUUUUUUUCCUCUCAUUUUAAAUAUUUUUUUUGUCAUUUUCUCUCCCGAAAAAUGAAACUUUGGACAUCUCCCUGGGUGUCUUGCCUGGUGAUUCUCAUCUUGUGUUUUGGAUCAGAGUGCGGGACAGUCCGGAGAAAGGGGAGAUCCAAGAGGGAGUUGGUGCGUAUUAGGGAGGCGAAAGCCACCAUCCCAGGGGCUUGUGCCACACGUCUGCCCCGGGGCAAACGGUCUUUGCCCGGCUUGGAGCGACGGGUGCUUCGCCAGCGUCGGCGCUCCUCUCACGCGGAGGAAAACUCUCCAGACCGGGGAAAAGCUGUCUAUUUUACCGGCAGGGGAGAUCAGCUACGACUGAAGCCUGGCGUGGAGAUACCCAGAGGAAAUUUCACUCUGGAGAUGUGGAUCAAACCGGAGGGAGGUCAACGAUCACCCACAGUGAUUGCAGGCCUAUACGACAAAUGUUUCUACGCCUCCAGUGACCGAGGCUGGCUGCUUGGUAUCCAGGCAGUUAGUGAACACGGGAAUCGAGACCCUCGCUUCUUCUUCUCCCUUAAAACUGACCGUGCCCACAAAGUGACCUCCAUCCACUCCAACACUCACUACAUACCUAACCAAUGGGCCCAUGUGGCAGUCACAUAUGAUGGUGUGUACAUGACACUCUAUGUCAAUGGCGCCCAGGUGGGUGUCAGUCGGGAGCAAUCAGGUGAUGUGUUCAGCCAUUUGACCAAAAAGUGCAAAGUGCUGAUGAUUGGGGGGAAUGCACUUAAUCAUAAUUACAGGGGGGCAGUGGAAAGGGUGGGUCUAUGGAGGCAGGCCAGAGGGCAGAGGCAGAUUAUCAGGGAUAUGCAGGGCCACGAGGACCCCCAAGAUCUACCUCAGCUGGUCAUUCGUGAAACAUUCGAGCACCCAGGACGGAAGUGGCUGACUGUGAAAGAUGGUAUCUUUCCUAACCCUGAGAAGGGAGGAGCUGGACGAUUAGGGUUUCUAGAUGGUGGAGGAGUUGGAAAUCCUGAAGGACUAUUGGACACAACGCUGGAACCUCCAACUUGUGGUCAAACUGUCUGUGACAACGUCGAGGUCAUCAAAAACUACAACCAGCUUUGGAACUUCCGUCGGCCCAAGAAAGUACGAUAUCGUGUCAUAAAUAUUUGGGACGAUGCAUGGAUGCGGCCAACUGUAUCAGACCACCAGAUCAGCCUGCAGCACCAGCAGCUAAAUGAUGCCUUUAUGCCCUACAACAUCACCUGGGAGCUUAGCAUUCAUAAUGUGACCAAUUCCUCUCUUCGAAACCGGUUGAUUCUAGCUAACUGUGAUAUCGGCAAAGUUGGCAAUGAUGCAUGUGACCCAGAAUGCAACCAUCCGCUGACAGGGUUUGAUGCAGGGGACUGUAUGUCUGGGCAUCGGAGUCGUUGCCCUGAGCAAAAACAGGGGAAUGGGGUAUGUGACCCUGAAUGUAACUGGGAAAACUUCUCCUAUGACCUUGGCGACUGCUGUAACCCCAAUGUGACAGAUGUGACCAAGACAUGCUUCAACCGUUCUUCUCCACACAAAGCCUAUUUGGAUGUGAAAGAGCUGAAAGAGAUUCUGCAUUUAGAUGGCUCGACUCACCUGAAUGUCUUCUUUGCCAACUCUUCUGAUGAAGAUCUGGCUGGGGUUGCCACUUGGCCCUGGGACAAAGAGGCCCUCACACAUUUGGGCGGAAUCGUGCUGAACCCUUCCUUCUACGGUACAUUUGGUCACACUGACACAAUGGUGCAUGAGAUCGGUCACAGUCUUGGGCUUUACCACGUGUUUCGAGGUAUAUCAGAGAUCGAGUCAUGUAAUGAUGCAUGUUUGGAGACUGAGCCCUCAAUGGAGACUGGAGAUCUGUGUGCGGACACCAACCCCACUCCCAAAUACAAAGGCUGCCACGAUCCUGAACCUGGCAACGAAACUUGUGGCUGUCGGCAUUUCACACAUACGCCGUUCAACAAUUACAUGAGUUAUGCAGACGAUGCCUGCACAGACUCGUUCACACUGAACCAGGUGGCUAGGAUGCACUGCUACCUGGACCUCAUCUAUCAGACCUGGCAACCCGUCUCCAAACCUCCUCCAGUGCCAAUGGCACCUCAGGUGGUUGAGCAGCAUCAUAAUUCCAUCACCCUGGAAUGGUUUCCGCCAAUUUCUGGACACUUUUACAACAGAGAAGUGGGAUCAGUGUGUGAUAAAUGCACUGAAGGGAGAGUUCUACUGCAGUAUGCCUCCAAUUCUUCCUCCCCACGACCAUGUGCCCCUUCUGGAUACUGGUCUCCAAGAGAGGCUGAAGGCCCUCCAGAUGUGGAGCAGGCUUGUGAGCCAAGUGUGCGCACCUGGAGUCCCAUUGCGGGGAUCGAACAAGGUGUUGUCGGCAUUUCAGGGUGCCCCCUCCAGGGCUGCAUGCUUCAGCUAGAGUUCGCCUACCCACUGGUACCAGACUCCCUGACUGUGUGGGUCACCUUCUUCAGCCCUGAGGAAACGGCACUGCCAGCUAUCCAUAAUAUCUUGCUACUGACUGUCAGUGGGAACAACAUUUCAUUGGGUCCCAGUAAUGUCUUCUGUGACACCCCACUGACUCUGAAGCUGGACAUAGAAGAAGAGGUGUAUGGGGUACAGUUUUUCACUAUGGACAACCACCUAGAGAUUGAUGCCACCCUCUUGGCAUCCAAGCCAGACUGCAUACUUUGUAGGCAUUGCCAACCACUACGCUACCGCCUGUUGCGCCAACCACCCUUCACCCAUGCACCACAAGGUCUGAUGUUGAAUGAACCUACCCGACGAUUUACAGACAGGGAUGUGCUGCCACAUGUUAUGUACACCUACCAGGUCCAGACUAUCUCUGGCUGGAGUGAGAGUGAGCCCUCCCCACCUCUGGAGCACGAGCUGGGGGCACCUUACUGCGGGGAUGGACGCAUCCAGAGAUGUUUUCUCAGUAUCGCCCUUUGCUAUUUUAGUUCCAAAGGAGAAGAAUGUGAUGACAUGAACUCUAUGAAUGGGGAUGGCUGCUCCAGCCAGUGCAAGAAAGAGUCCUUCUUCAACUGUGUUGAGGAGCCAAGCAUGUGUUACUACUAUGAUGGUGAUGGUGUGUGUGAGGACUUUGAGCGAGAGACGGGCGUCAGAGACUGUGGCCUCUACACCCCCAGUGGUUUCCUUGACCAGUGGGCCUCCACUGUCGAAGUUUCCCAUGAGGAGAAGCCCUACUGCUCUGGUGAGGUGGCUGCUGGAUACCCUGCUGUUACUAAGACAUGUCAAUCCAAGGUGUUUGAUCUAUCAGAUGGAGUGUCCCAGUAUGCAUGGUUCCCUUGUUCAGAUGUCCAUAAGUCCGUCUGGGGAUAUCCUAACUAUUGGCUCAAGGCCCACUUUUCUCAUCCCAUGGUGGCAGCAGCAGUGAUUAUACAUUUGGCUGCUGAUGGGACUACCUACACUGACCAGACUCAGUGUAACAUCACUGUUCAGCUGGUGGACACCAAGGAGGGCAUCCACAGUUUAGGUGAGUGGCGUCUCAGCUGCCGCACCAACCCUCUGGUGAUCCCAGUGAGCCAUGACCUGUCAGUGGCCUUCUAUCACACCAAGGCUAUCCUGGUCAUGUUUGCCUCUCGUCUCGUGGCCAUCUCCGGUGUAGGGCUGCGCUCCUUCCAGUCCUUCGACCCCAUCACAAUAAGUGGUUGCCAGAGCAAUGAGAUCUACAACCCCACAGGCCAGAGUUGUGUACAUUAUUCGUGCGAAGCCAUUGACUGCCAGGAACCCUUAAUCCGCAAUGCAGAGCUCAAGUGCAGUAGCCCUGGCCGCCACUUCUACAAUGGAGACCGCUGCACCAUCUCCUGCAACUCUGGAUACGUCCUGCAAAUCCACCAGGAUGAUGACAUCAUCAAGAGCCAGUCUGACUCUUCAGUGACCAUAACCUGUGCAAAUGGGAAGUGGAACAAACAAGUGUCAUGUGAGCCUGUGGACUGUGGUCUGCCAGACAAAUACCAUGUUCAUCCUGCCCAUUUCAACUUUCCUGAGGGCACUACCUACGGCAAGAAGAGCACCUUUCAGUGUCGAGAGCCUGCCCAGCUUGUAGGUACAAACAACACUCUUACCUGCCUAGAAGAUGGUCUGUGGUCUUUCCCAGAGGCUCUUUGUGAGCUUCGCUGCCCGGCCCCUCCUCCCGUACCCAAUGCUGUGCUGCAGACCAAGCGCUGCAAUGAGACAGGCCUCAAAGUGGGCACGCUCUGCAAGUACAAGUGCAAGCCAGGCUACCAUGUCAGCAACAAACCUAAGAGGCGUGCAUUUAAGCGCCAGUGCACAGAGGAUGGCAGCUGGCUAGAGGGGGCAUGCGAGCCAGUGACUUGUGAUCCCCCACCUCCCAUCUUCCAUGGCUCCUACCACUGCACUGACGGCUUCCGCUUUGACAGCGUCUGCAGACUCAACUGCUCUGAUCCUGCUGGUAAUACUGCUAUCGCCGCCGCAGGAGGCUCUGCCCAUACGGUGAGGCUGCUGCACGCUCCAUGCAAUCAGGGCGCGGGGUCUAAUGUGAUCCGCUGUAGGAAGGAUGGAAACUGGACAGGGUCGUUCCGCCUAUGCCCACACAGCAAAGGCCAGUGUUCUUUACCUCAAAACCUCCAUUAUAGACUCCAAUACUCAUGCAAGCGAGGACACGGCAUAGGUGAGGAGUGUGAGCUGACAUGCAGAGAGAGUACGAACGACGUGGUGAUCCUCCCUAGCAACAUGACAGUAGAGAGGGUACUGAGAGAGCACUGGAGGAACCCGCACAAAGUCAAGAGUAUAGUCUGUACAAUGGGCCUGAAAUGGUAUCCACACCCAGAAUUGCUCCACUGCAUCAAAGGCUGUGAGCCAUUCAGGGGAGACAACUACUGUGAUGCGGUCAACAACAGAGCCUUCUGCAACUAUGAUGGAGGAGACUGUUGCCAAUCCACUGUCAAGACCAAGAAGGUGAUUCCAUUCCCCAUGUCCUGUGACAUACGAGAUGAGUGCUCCUGUCGGGAUCCCAAUGCUAUAGAGAACAGAAAGGAGGGACAUGUCCAUUCCCUGGGGUGACCAAGCUGAGCAGGGACCUCUGUUCAACGUCCCAGGACCCUUGCUCCAACACAACACAGCCAGAGCGGCCGAGGCAGACCCCUCCUUCAUUCUCCUCUCGGCCUCCAAUUUCCUGCACAUGCUGCUUAACAGGCAUACCUCUCCAUCCAUACUGCAACCACAACCAGCUGAAAUGCCUCCACCUACACAUCACAGAAAGAUCUAGAAUAGAGGAUGGGACUCUCGAGACUCCGCAGAAAACUUCAUUUCUCAGCUAAAAGGAAAGUAACCCUGCAAUAUCAUCAUAAAAAAUAUAUAUAGCAAGGAGAAAAAAAUACAUGAAACAGACAUUUUUUUUUGAAAGAAUAAGAAAACAAACAAACAAAAAAACCUAAACAAAAUAUAAACAAGCCUAAGUAGCAUGCCUUUUGUUCAGUUUCGUGCUGGCUUCAGUGUCUAUUUUAGUGACCUUGCUCUACAAUCACAUGGUUGAACCAAAGGUAAAUCAAAAUGUGCAAGUGGGGGAUUGUGUUGAUGUCGGCUCUGUGUUUUGCAACUAUGAAGGAAUUCAAGACAAAUGCUAAAAUUAAACCUCAGACACUUUGAAGGCAUGUUAAACACCUUUUUGGAGGGACUAGAAAUUCGUGCUUAUAUCAUUCCUGGUUUCAAACUGGUCAGACAUUCUGUAUCUAUAUGUCCUUUUCAGUAAAGUGUGUUUCUUCAUAGACACAUCAGAGGCUAUAGAUGUUAUUCCUAGCUUGGUGGGGAAUGAGACAGCCAUAUUGUUAAGUUUAAAGCCACACAUUCAACACAAAAGGCAAAAUAAAAUGCACAAACACACAACAAAUGUCAAAUAAUUGUUGACCAAUUGCAAACAUAAUUUCCUAAGACAAUUUUAUACUACUUCAGCAAAAUCCUGAAUGCAUAAACCAUUUUUAGCAUGGCUUCUGCUACUGUCUUUGCUGCUACUUGCCAUCUUCACAUCAUAAUAUCUAAUAGGGUUAGACAGAGUUGUCUGCCUUGCUGCUUACAGUACCUCUUUAUUGCAUUCAUUCAUGCUUGCAUGUUAGUCCAUCACACUUUCAGAUAAUACACGGCACCACAUAUGAAAUGCACUAAAACCCAGAACCUCACUUGUCAUUCCUAACUGCCCAAGAAAAAUACUACAUACAUUGACCACGACUUAAAGAAUGUCAUCGAAAACACCUCACUUUGAGUUGGGGUGAUUUUAGUUUCAGUUUGAACUCCUCCCUCAUGGCGCUGGAUAAUAACUUUGUUACCUCAAGCGCUGAUUCAAAAUGUUUAAACUGAAAAUAAAAUGAUCCCAGCCCUGUUCAGAAUGUAGUCAAUGAGUCUGUGGCUUUUUUGAUCGGACAGUACUGCACAGCACAGUCCCACAAGAGUACUGAAAUAAAGGACUGGAUAGGCCAUGGCUCUUGGUGAGAAUGACUAUAGGUGGAAGGAGACCACGUCUGACACACAUGCACGCGCGCACACACAGAAAUGAACACAUACACACAUAUCUGUCAUUCUCUCCCCUCCAAGUAGUGUUGGAGUCUCAGCUGUAGCUCUGCAGGCAACAUUGUUGUACAUGAAAAUGACAUUUGGAUGUAUAUGUCAACACAGCAUUUGCAGUCACAAUAUGAUCAAAGGUCCUAAGAUUGUCUAGUGGGUCAAGUUUGUAAAUAUUUAAUUUAACUGUUACAAUUGUCUCUGCAUUAAAAAGUGCACUUGGUUGCUCUGAUCAGCACUUUUCAGUAUUGUGAACCUGGGUGUCUGUCCCCCCAAUUAACUUCUUUAGAAUACAUGGCUGCUACAAAAGCUUUGUAUUUUGUUACUCUUCAUUCCAGACACAUAUACACUAGUUUUUCUCGUGCACAUUUGAUAAUGAAGGCUGCUUGGCAUAUUGGUCCAAAUUCUGCUGCUCUUAUUUGGCUGCAACCAUAGUCAUGGUUACUAUCAGCAUGAUUAUGAAUUUUCAUUAAUUUGGGCCAAUGGCACAGUCCCUCUGACUCAUAUUAGGUUGCUAUAGCAUUCCACAUCAUUGUCAUAAAUCAUUGUACACAACAAGCUGUACAAGUGGCAUUGUAAGACCAAUUUCAUGUCAUUUUAAAACCAAUGUUAGUGAAGAACUAAGUCAGUACCACAACAUACAGAAAAAGUGAGAUGGUAUUAUUUUCCACCAAAUAUAAAAAUCACAAAUAUCAUGUAAAUAUUACUACAUGUUCUUAAUGGACAGGUGGUUGAAAAAUGUUUUUUGUUUUUGUUUUCAUGUAUUUCAUUUUUACAAAAUGUCAUAUUUAAUCAGUGUUUGUAUUAUUGACCUCAGUUACGGCACUUUUUAGUUUCCAUGUAAGAAGAAAAAGUAUAUCUUUCAAAAAAUCUUUAGAAGCUGCUAUUGUCAGAAUGGUGAUCUGAAACAAACUGUAUGAUAUUCGAUCGUUUGACUCCCUGUGUUGCUAUUAGCUUUCCUGUCUUUAGUGUUUUAUAUGUAUCUGGCCAUAGAUACUCCUCUCCAACAUAAACUGACUUUGCAUUCGAUGUAAUCAAUGAAGUAGGGAGAUAUUAUCACUUUGAACCAUAUAUCCAUCUAUCCAUAAUCCCGAAAGGCCCCUAAAUCCCCCCGAAAUAAGGUACACAUCAACAUAUUAUGUUUAGAAUUAUAUUGUCACAUAUUUAAGGUCUAGCUAGACUUCAGAUUUGUCUUUUGUUUUGCCCUGAUAUGUGUUUAUUACAUCAUCUUAGGUUAAAGGUAUACAUUUUGGCAAAGAAACCAAGAGAUGUCAAAGGGGAAGAAAAAGCUUAAAUGAAGGAAUUCCCAUUAAAAGACUUUUGAGAGUCUUUGUAAUUUUUAUGAAAUAUGAAACUUUAUAAUAACGUUGUAAAGGCUCAGCCCGUUCUCAUCCCAGCACGUCAAAUACUGACGCUUCGUUAUUUGAUGCUCAAGGUACCCUUCAGUGUCCGUGUGAGAUUUAAGUUACAUAACAUGUGACUUAUGUCCGGUAAUUAUACUUAUUUCAUCCCAAACCAUACUCUUUUCCUAACCAAGUAGUUUCUGUGCCAAAACCUAACCAAACUGCGGCCAUUUCACAACAUUAACCACAUCUUAAAAAGGCAUUUCAUACGGACGCUGAAAGGUACCUUGUGCAUACCCUGGGAUGAUCAAAAUUGCAUUUAACACUUUAUAUGAAAAAUUAUAUAGCCGUGGUAAAAAAGAAAUGUAUUAUGUUGCUAUUGUCAAAUUAUAUGUAAUAUUAGUACUCCAGAUACUGCUGCUUUACAUAGAACUGUUACCAGUGGGGAGAAACUGACCUGCAAUCACUACACUAUGCCAAUGACAUGCAGUACUGUGGUUCAUCACCUGCCAUUGAGGUCACUGGAAAGCCAUUCUAGCAGUUUGAAGGGAUGCAUCCGAAAUAUGUCAUUGGAUCCUUCCCUUUAUUCUAUAAAAUUAACAUAGUCUGUCAUAGCUUCCACAUACUUUGAUUAACUUAGAAAUACCCUUCUCAAAAAUUACAUGUAUCAUCAGUCAAUGUCUGGAUACCAAAAGAAGCUGAUCGUUAUUACUAUCAGAAAGGCUACAAAAUGUGACUACAUGUCAGCUUGAAGAAAUCUAUUCUUAAUUUUGGAGAAGAUACCCAUAAGCCAUAGAUAAUCAAGAUAUUCAUGGAAGGAAGUAUAAGAUUAAGCAUUGGAUGAGGACAUCACCCCUCUACUGUAGUCAUCAUAGGAUCCCUUGCUGUACCUCAUGCCUGUAAUGUUUGCUGCUUCUAUAUUUUUGGUAUUUUAGUGACAUUUUUGCGUCUCAUAACAAUGGUGUAAAUAGUAGAACUAUUUAUUGAGAGUGUUAUACUUUUUUAAGUUAUAUUUAAUGUCCAUGUAAGUUAUUUUUUACAUUGUUCUUAUAAACAAAAACAUUAUCGGUCAAAACUGUUAUUUUGUCUCCGUCAUCACACUCUGUUGUGAUUAUUGCUGUCAGGCAUUGAUCAAACAUGUAGUACACUUAAGGCCCACAACCACACAAGAACUUGUCUCAUUGGUCAUCGAGUGUAGAUGGACACUGCUUGCAUCCAAUGAGGAUUCAACACAUGUUGAAAUGUUACUAAGUGCAGUGUAUCCAUUUUUAUUCAUUUAAAACCGGAAUGUAAAGUUAAUUUUUUUUUCCUUUAUUUGCUUUUUUUAUGCACACAUUAGCCAUAUGUAUAAGAAGUUGUGAAAAGAGAGUAUAUAAGUAUAUAAUGGACAUACAUAAUAUAGCAAAUAAUGUUAUGAGAGACCAGUGUAAGGCACAAGGAAUAUAUACACAGCCAGUUAAGGGCAGGAGAAAAUGGGCACGUGGUAAAGAGAGUGGUCAAAAAUGAAGGAAGAAAAGGACUGGAGGUCAGAAGGCAGCUGAUGGUGCACCAGAUAGAGUGUUCUUGGAUGGGAGAAAAGUAAAGGUGGGCAGGGAGAGAGCUAGGGAUGGGUGGGCUGCUUUUCCUGGCUUGUCUAGCUAUUUGUCCAGGUGUGAAAAUGUGUACUCACAGAGGCUGCCCCUGGGCCAGGGGUGGCCAGCGCUGACUGGCAACAAGCCGAGGCCAAUGAGUCAGAGUUUCUCCUGGGGGUGGCAGCCGUCCCUCUCUGGGACUCCGACCACCCCUUCCCUCACCCCUCCUACCGCCAUCCCCCCACGCCCCGACACACUGCCUCAUCUGUCACUGUCAGGUAUGCCUGCACAGUGCUGCCAGGGUCAAGCUGGCUCUGUGAAAAUGAGAGAGGAUGUUUGCCCAGCUUACAGAGCCUUUUGAAGUUAGGCCGAAGGAACACAGUUCUCCUCACCUAGAGCCUAUGCUUAUCACAUAAUAUGAUUUAUAUAGCAGUCUUUUAUGACAGGCUUUGAUACCUCUCCACAUUUUCCACCAACAGUCGCUCCUUUGUUUCUAAUUUAACACCUGGUUGUUGUAUUGCUUGUCUAAAAAUGGCAGAAACUUUGUAGUGUCUAACUCAUUACAAAGUGAUAAGGAGUGUUAGAAAGAGUGUCUGAAGCCCUAAUAUUUUUGCUCAGAUCAUUGUGGAGAAAAAUACUGAUGUGCCAUCUUGUUGUAAGACAUUUUUCUGUGUAUUGUAACACAUGAAGUACCUCUCACAGGCCUCUGGUUAUAGAAUGGUCCACUUAUGUCUGUUUCCUAAUCCCUCAAUAAAUAAAAAAGGUGAAUUGUCCUUUUUCUAAGUGGGAAGUCCAAAAAAAGUGUAUUUACAUAUUAUGUGGAUAUCUAGUGGUAUUACUGCGAUGUUUCGUACCCGAUUGCUCAACAAAUAUAUUUUAAGAUGUAAAUAAUAAUAUUAUAUGAUGAUUGUAUUUGCAAACCAUGUACUAACUGUUUGGGAGUAGCUCUUGAUUUUUAUCAUAACUAUUAUACAAAGAGAUGAACCGUGAAUAUGUUGUGCAUUGUGUCAAAGUAUCACCUGCAAGACAGAAAAAAGGAAAAAAAAAGACCUGUGAUGCUUUACCACACCACUCGCUGUCAGCAUUUAUUUGUUCAUAAUGGCUUAGUACAAGCACUGUUGUCAGUUGUCUAAACCAUGAAUUUAUCCAUUGAGUCAUAAAUUAUUUAUUUGUUGUCAAGAUGAAUAAAAUCAUAAUGGUCAUUUCUGGGUCUUAGGAGUUGAAAUUGAUGCUCAUAAUCAGACUUGACUGAUCUUUGUUAUGCAUUGAGAAGUUCAUUUUAAAUUGGUCUGAGUUGACACCAACAGCUUUCCUUUCUCCUCACUCUAUACUGUAUGUUGUUGAGUCUUAUCCCAAUGCCUUUGUGUUUGCUGAGAAUUUCACCAACACUGUAAAGGUAGCCAUCAGACUCAGUAGUCCCUCCCUCCCUCUGAUGGCCUCCUCUCUCUUUGGUUCUUACACAGUAUGCACUUUUUCAGGCACAUAUACAACAGAUUAGACUUUUAUGUUUCUCUCUGUUUUCACAGUUGCAAUUAUAUAUAUUUUUGGUGCUCUGGUACAUGGCAAAACAUGUCUGAUGUGUACUAUAUUUUCAUAAGGAAGAGUCAUAAAGAUGAGUAUCAUGUUCAUUUUGCUGUCAUUUAUUGUGUAGAAAUAAAACACUGGUUAAAGUGAACAUAAA
Molecule: messenger RNA, 11869 nt
Organism: Micropterus salmoides (largemouth bass)
Lineage: Eukaryota; Metazoa; Chordata; Actinopteri; Centrarchiformes; Centrarchidae
Gene: pappaa
Product: pregnancy-associated plasma protein A, pappalysin 1a
Exons: 22
Coding region: 783-5783 (1666 amino acids)
Molecular function (GO): protein binding; metallopeptidase activity
Source: RefSeq, a predicted model, not a curated record